CGCCUGGCAGUCUGCACAUUGCGUCCCGGCAGGCCUCACACAGCGCCAAGCCAGCAGUCUCUGCGUUCCACACUUGAGCGCAGCAGACUGAGCCCCGGAGCAGCGCAUUCGUACCUCAGCAGGCGCAGCGAUGCAUUGCAGCAGCGUGGCAGCGCAGCGAGCCUGCUGGCAGCAUAGCCGGUCAGGCAGGGCGGCGGCAGGGCGCACCGUGCGCCGCCGAGCGACGGUCUGCUCGGCGGCAGCCACCAGCGGCAGCGCGCUCAAGCUCUUCUCCCCCUCCAAGAUCAACGUCUUCCUGCGCAUCGUGCGGCGCCGCGAGGACGGCUACCACGACCUGGCCAGCCUGUUCCACGUCAUCGACCUGGGCGAUGACAUGGCGUUUGAUGAGCUGCCGCGCGGCGCCGCCGCCGACCAGCUGACUUGCAACAUGGAGGGCGUGCCCACCGACGAAAGCAACCUGGUCAUCAAGGCCCUCAACCUGUUCCGUGCCAAGACCGGGCGCACGCAGCGCUUCAGGGUCGACCUGCGCAAGCGCGUGCCGCACGGCGCGGGCCUGGGCGGCGGCUCGGGCAACGCCGCCACCACGCUGUGGGCCGCCAACGAGCUGUGCGGGCGCCCCGCCAGCUGCGAGGAGCUGCUGGAGUGGUCUGGGGAGAUCGGCAGCGACAUCUCCGUCUUCUUCUCACACGGUGCAGCCUACUGCACCGGCAGCAGGGGCGAGAUUGUGGAGGAGGUGGCGCCGCCGCUGGAGCUGGCCACGCCGCUGCUGCUGGUCAAGCCUCCCGUGGGCCUGUCCACGCCCGAGAUAUUCAGGGCGCUGGACCUGGGCAGGCGCAGCACGGCAGACCCGCGCGACCUGCUGGCGCGGCUGGCGGCGGAGGGCGCCACCCAGGAGCUGACGGUCAACGACCUGGAGCAGCCCGCCUUUGACCGGCUGCCUGCGCUGCUGGAGCUGAAGCGGCGGCUGCAGGCGGAGGGCGGCGGCUACAGCAGCGCCUUCAUGACGGGCAGCGGCAGCACCAUCGUCUGCGUGGGAUCAGAUGAGGUGCCAGCCUUCCUGUCUGAGCCGCAGUACUCGGAGAUGUUUGUCAGCCCCGCGCGGCUCAUCACGCGGCAGCCGGGGCAGUGGUAUGCAGCCCCCAGCCGCGGCGCAGCAGCGGCACCUCCCCCGGCGGCGGCGGCAGUGGCAUGA
Molecule: messenger RNA, 1192 nt
Organism: Chlorella variabilis
Lineage: Eukaryota; Viridiplantae; Chlorophyta; Trebouxiophyceae; Chlorellales; Chlorellaceae
Gene: CMK
Exons: 6
Coding region: 131-1192 (353 amino acids)
Biological process (GO): terpenoid biosynthetic process
Molecular function (GO): 4-(cytidine 5'-diphospho)-2-C-methyl-D-erythritol kinase activity; ATP binding
Source: RefSeq, a predicted model, not a curated record